Schistosoma rodhaini is the source of this 648-nucleotide messenger RNA. Lineage: Eukaryota; Metazoa; Platyhelminthes; Trematoda; Strigeidida; Schistosomatidae. The record is from the annotation of a GenBank genome assembly.
AUGUUGUCAUGUGUUUUUCGAAGACUUUUCAGUCAGCUCGGUUUGGGAACUCCUAGUUUGACCCUAUCUUUCCUAAGUCUUAUUCCUAAGGCUUCUGUUUCCAGCUUGCCGGCCUUUGUAUAUAAAUCCCAUGCUUGUGGUGAGCUGAGUACUCAGCAUAUCAACUCAACCGUUACAGUAUGCGGAUGGCUUGAGCAUUGUCGACUGUCAUCUCGUUUUCUCGUUCUUCGUGAUGAUCGUGGUUUAAUACAAAUAUAUUGUGACAAAAAUUCUCUCCAAAUUCCGCAAUUUAAUUCUGAGUCUGUCCUGAGAGUGACAGGUAAAGUCCAAGCACGUCCGGAAAAAGAUGUAAACAAGCGUAUGCCAACUGGCGAAAUUGAAAUAGUUGCUGAAAGCAUUGAAAUCCUCAGUCAUUCAUCUCCACUUUCCUUUCUUCCGAAAGAUGCGGCAAAUGUCAACGAAAUGGAAAGAUUAAAAUAUCGUUACAUUGAUCUUCGUUCGUCGAAUAUGCAAAGAAACAUGCGGUUUCGUUCGUCUAUAAUACUGCAAAUGCGGAGCUUUCUAUGUCAAAAUAAUGGUUUUACUGAAAUCGAAACUCCAUAUUUGUUCAAAAUUACUCCAGGGGAAAGUGUUUGUAUUAAUUUUUGA